This is a messenger RNA of Ramularia collo-cygni, 1170 nucleotides long. RefSeq names its product related to phosphatidylinositol transfer protein PDR16 and related proteins. The transcript has a single exon. The record is from RefSeq and is a predicted model, not a curated record. NCBI's taxonomy places the organism in Eukaryota, Fungi, Ascomycota, Dothideomycetes, Mycosphaerellales, Mycosphaerellaceae. Bases 1 to 1170 code for a protein of 389 amino acids. Gene Ontology annotation, molecular function: phosphatidylinositol transfer activity.
AUGGCGGCCGUCACCACUGGAAACUCCGCCAUCUCCCGCCCCGAUUCGCCCGCUUCACUCGACGGAUCCUUCAAAUCGAUCGACUCCCAGCACGCGAUCAAUGACACGCCCGCGAGCAGCGCAACGAACACGACCGUGGGGGCAGCAGAGGAGGAAUGGACGGCGCCGAAGGAUGGCCCGCUGAAGACACCGAUCCCCAGACCAUCGGCCUUGACGAAGCCCACGCCUCAGCCAGUCCUCACCGCUGAGCAGGAAACAAAGUACAUUUCCGUCCUCGCCGAUGUCUCGACAUGGACCACCGUUCCAGCGUCCACGGCGAAGAAUGCACCCCUAGAACCACUGCAGGAUCACGAGAAGAUGUUCCUCACCCGCGAAUGCCUCCUCCGCUACCUACGCGCCACCAAGUGGUCGGUACCGAAUGCCCUGAAACGUCUGCAAAGUACUCUAUCAUGGCGAAGGGAAUACGGCGCCGACACCUUCACACACGACUACAUUUCGCCUGAAAAUGAGACGGGCAAACAGGUGGUGCUGGGCUACGACAAUGAGCAGCGGCCAUGUCUAUACCUGCUGCCCGGCAAUCAGAACACCAAGAUGAGCGAUCGUCAGAUCCACCAUCUAUGCUACAUGCUGGACCGCACAAUCGACAUGAUGCCCCCUGGCGUCGAGACUUCGGCCCUGAUUAUCAAUUUCGCGGGAUCCAAAGCAGGAACGGUGCCCACUGUUGGCCAGGCACGUGCUGUGCUGAAUAUUCUUCAAAACCACAACCCUGAGCGUUUGGGCAAGGCUUUGAUCCUCGAGACGCCGUGGUAUGUCAACACCUUCUUCAAGCUGAUUUCGAGCUUCAUCGAUCCUGUCACGCGGGAGAAGAUGAAGUUCAACGAGAAUUCGAACAAGUUUGUGCCCAAGGAGCAGUUGUGGAAAAAACUUGGUGGGGAGUGUGACUUUCAAUAUGACCACGAUGUCUACUGGCCGGCUUUUGGCAAGAUGGCGAGUGCGAAGAGGGAGGCUUACAAGAGUCGAUGGGAGAGCGGUGGAAAGAGGCUGGGCGAGUCCGAGGAGUAUCUCCGAGGAGGACAGGCAAAGAGUCUGCAGGAGGUUGAGAAGGAGAGGGAGUCGACCGCCGGUGCUGCUGAUGCGGUUGCGGAUGAUGUUGCAAAGUUGAGCGUUUAG